CGGCGCUCCGCUGCACAGCUCUGCAAUGAUCAACUUUGACGCGUUACUCACAGACAUCGGCGAGUUCGGAGCCUAUCAAAAAUGGAUGGCAGUAUUGUGUUGCAUCCCCGGGAUCGUGGCUGCUUUUGUAUUCGUGGGCUUUAUCUUUAUCGGAGAAACGCCUCCGUUCUGGUGUCGCGGUCCUGGAGUCGAGACAUUCGCGGAAAAGUGUGGCUGGACUCUGGAGGAGGAGAAAAAGUAUACGGUACCCACGGGUUCAAAUGCUGCCUGUUUCCGCUAUGAUGUUGAAUGGAACCAGACUGACCUGGAGUGUGCCGCGUGGGAAUCGCGCGUGGCAAAUGCCUCGGCGAUGAACUUGGUGCCAGUGGCUCCAUGCGGAGGCGAAUGGGUUUAUGACUGGAACCGCACCAGCCUCGCAACUGAGUUUAAUCUUGUGUGCACAGACUCCUGGAAGUUGGAUUGGACCCAGUCUUCAGUGUCAGUAGGAUACUUGAUAGGGGCUGUUCUGACAGGUUAUGUGGCAGACAGAUAUGGAAGGAAAUUUUGUUUCCUCAUCUCAACUUUUGGACUGGCUGUUGCAAGUGUUAUUGUAUCUUUUUUACCAAACUACAUCUUAUUGCUGUUUUUUCGCAUUCUUCAAGGCUUUUUUGCAAAAGGAGUAUGGAUGGCCUCAAAUGUACUUGUUGCAGAAAUUGUUGGUGCAAACUACAGGAGAAUUGUGGGCAUCAUGGCACAGAUACUGUUCACUGUUGGAAUCAUUGUUCUGCCUGGAAUUGCUUACAUCAUUCCUUCCUGGAAGAUGCUGAAUCUUGCCAUCAGUUUACCAACAUUCAUUUUAUUGCUCUACUACUGGUUUCUUCCAGAAUCUCCAAGGUGGUUGCUAAUUUGCAAAAAGAACAAAGAAGCAAUCAGAAUUGCCAAAAAAAUUGCUAAGCAUAAUGGAAGACCUUUCCCUACAACGUGCCAAGAGGUAGACACAGAUGAGUCUGAUCCAGGAAACAAGCACACCCCCUCUGUACUUGAUGUGUUUAAGACAGCUCAGUUGAAGAAGUACUCUCUCAUUUUAAUGUAUUCUUGGUUUUCAUGUGUUGUGGUGUACCAGGGGCUGGUCAUGCGCCUUGGAAUUAUUGGCGGAAACCUUUAUUUCGACUUCUUUUUAUCAGGAUUGAUGGAAUUUCCUUCUGCAUUUAUAGUACUAGUGACUGUAGACCGAGUUGGAAGACGACCACCUUUUGCUUUGUUCAGUGUUUUGGCAGGACUGGCCUGCUUGAUCACUGCAUUUAUUCCUGAAAGCUUAAGCUGGCUGAAGACGAGUAUUUCUAUCAUAGGAAGGCUUUCGAUAACAACUGCCUUUGAGAUACUAUAUCUUGUCAACACUGAGAUCUUUCCCACUCCUCUCAGAAACCUUGGACUUUCCAUAUGCUCAAGUCUCUGUGAUAUUGGGGGAAUUGUGGCACCUCUUUUACUCUAUCGGUUAGCUGCAAUCUGGGUGGAGCUACCACUUAUUCUCUAUGCUGUUUUUGCUUUACUUAAUGGUGGACUGAUUUUGCUGUUACCUGAAACAAGAGGCAUCGAUUUACCAGAAACCUUGGAGGACCUAGAAGCUUUAGAACGUAAGCAGCACACCAAAACUGAAAAAAGCAAUUCCAGAUCUUGUUCAACUUACCUUUAACUGGGAA
Molecule: messenger RNA, 1679 nt
Organism: Polypterus senegalus (gray bichir)
Lineage: Eukaryota; Metazoa; Chordata; Cladistia; Polypteriformes; Polypteridae
Product: solute carrier family 22 member 3-like
Exons: 11
Coding region: 26-1672 (548 amino acids)
Biological process (GO): transmembrane transport
Cellular component (GO): membrane
Molecular function (GO): transmembrane transporter activity
Source: RefSeq, a predicted model, not a curated record